AUUAUUUCGUCCAUCAGAGGUUUGAGAGAGAAAGAGUGCGCAGAGUGAGCGAGAGCAUAGCGGUGGAGUGUCGCCACUGGUAACUCCGACGAUUUUUCUCGUUUGCGUAAGCCGAAAGAUCACUCUUUUUUUGGUGUCGACUCUGUUUCUGCCGUAUGAUUCUUUUGGAACCCUAGUCACAGGUUUUUGAUUUUGCAUGGUUUAUUGUAGCGAGUUAAUUUUUUCCGCAUAUGGGUCUUGAUUCUUCUUUCGUUAACUCUUCUGGGUUUGCCGAUUUUCAAUCAAACAAUCUUGAAAGAUCAAAUCUUUUCCUCUACGAGCUGCAACGCGAAGGUGUGAUCUUUCCACUGAAACUAGCUAUCAAGAUGAAUUCAUUUCCUGCACAAAACCUUAUGCUAUCUGCUACAAACGCAAACAAGGACUCAGGCUUGCGUACGUCUAAUGCUCAUUGGUUACAUUCAUGUAUCGCCGUUCCAAAGACCACAGGCAUUGAUCUUUCUCAGGAACCUCCUGCUGAAGGUGUGAUGGUGCCUCAAUCUCAUUUGUUUCCUCCUCCUAUUAGAGAUUCCAGAAACGAUACUGAAACUGUGAAACAGAAGUCCGUAAAUCAGUCUCCUUCGAAAGCUUUGAAGCCAAAACCGCAAAGGAAGAAACGCUCUGUAUCCAACAAGUCAAAGAAAACACCUAGCAUACCAGAAACAAAACGUGAGAAAAAGAAUCUGGACAUCAACAUUGACAUCUCAAGCUUUGAUACUUCUGGGGUUCCUCCUCCUGUAUGUUCAUGUACAGGCGUUUCAAGGGUUUGCUACAAAUGGGGCAUGGGCGGUUGGCAAUCCUCAUGUUGUACCAUCAGCAUAUCGACAUACCCACUACCCAUGAGCACAACAAGACCUGGAGCUCGUCUUGCAGGAAGAAAAAUGAGCAAUGGUGCUUAUGUUAAGCUCCUUGCGAGGCUUGCGGACGAAGGCUAUGACCUCUCUCACCCUCUUGAUCUCAAGAACCAUUGGGCCAGACACGGUACUAACAAGUUUGUGACCAUCAAGUAGUCGUUUCAUUAGUUGGGUUUGAUUUAGAUAUUAGCUUUUGUGGCUUCUUUUUAAGUCCUUUUCACAGUCUUAGCCUUUUGGUAUAUAUUUGGGAGUACUGUAUUUGCUAUAGUAGAGGUAUCCUUUACUUGUUUCCCCUGAAGUAGAGUAUAUUUCCUGCAAAAAUCCCAACAGUCGUGGAAACACAUUAUGGCAUGAACUUGGGUAACUUCGGUCAUGCAACACAUUGCUUUGGAAUUCACAAAUAAAUUUCAAUAAGAAAUGAAUAUUAGCG
Arabidopsis thaliana (thale cress) is the source of this 1320-nucleotide messenger RNA. It is a transcript of the gene BPC7, whose product is annotated as basic pentacysteine 7. The record is from RefSeq and is marked reviewed. Lineage: Eukaryota; Viridiplantae; Streptophyta; Magnoliopsida; Brassicales; Brassicaceae. The transcript is spliced from 2 exons. Gene Ontology annotation, cellular component: nucleus. Gene Ontology annotation, biological process: regulation of DNA-templated transcription. Gene Ontology annotation, molecular function: DNA binding. The coding region runs from base 231 to 1046 and encodes 271 amino acids.